Molecule: messenger RNA, 528 nt
Organism: Ilex paraguariensis (yerba mate)
Lineage: Eukaryota; Viridiplantae; Streptophyta; Magnoliopsida; Aquifoliales; Aquifoliaceae
Source: the annotation of a GenBank genome assembly
AUGCGUGCAACAUCCUUGGGCAUGACACCCCCUAGCUGCGACGCUCCUUUGGCGCAACAACCCCUAGCCGUGACACUCUCAGGCACAACAUCGCAACAGGGCGACAUACAUCCCCAUCGCAUUAGAAAUGGAAAAUUGGACCCUUCACCAAUGGUGGACAAAAGUGGAAUCGCAGAAGUAUGGGACAACUUGGGCGCGACACUCCCUUGCACAAUACCGCAUCAGGACGAGAUACAUCUCCAUCACAUUAAAAGUGGCAAAAUGAACCUUUCACCAAGGUUAGACAGAAGUGGAAUUCUAGAAGUAUGGGGCGAUGCCCAUGGGUGCGAUACCCCUUGGCGCGACGCCCCUUUGCGGGAAUGGUAUCGCAAAAGUGUGGAGGCAACCGCGAAGAGACUCGUCUCCCCUGCUGUGGGAAUAGUAUCCUCAACCGUUGCUCGACUAGCCCAUUGGACUAAAAGGUGUCCCACCUAUGGACAGGGGAAUAUGGCCCUCAUCAAGGGAAAAUUGAGCAAUAAGGGCGGAUGA